Messenger RNA from Aplysia californica (California sea hare), 2622 nucleotides. RefSeq lists its product as uncharacterized. The transcript has 3 exons. The coding region runs from base 827 to 1603 and encodes 258 amino acids. The record is from RefSeq and is a predicted model, not a curated record. NCBI's taxonomy places the organism in Eukaryota, Metazoa, Mollusca, Gastropoda, Aplysiida, Aplysiidae.
CGACGCAGUCUUCAGAGUCAUUCUCGGACGUGAAAUAACUCAAGACAAGUAACCAUGUGGCCCUCUUUGAGAAUUCUGUCUAAUCACUGACCAUCUAAAUGCCUUUAUGAAUGACGACUGAUUAAAGAAGAAAUACCUGGGAGGAGAGCUGCUCGUGAUGUCAGUAUCAACUUUUAUCACAACCGUCAGAACGCUCCAGAAUGGGAGACCAGGAAGGACGUGAAGUUAUACCUUUCAGUGUGUUACGUCAAACUACCGUCCUCUCUAUGACGUUGUGGUUCAAUUCAUAUUCGCGACUUACGGUUUGUGAGUGACGUCAUAUAACUAUUCUCCCAAUGACUUCGUGGUUCAGCUCAUAUUCGCGCCUUAUGACCCGUGGGUGAUGUAAUUGAAAAGUGCUCACAAUGUGAUGACAGCCUCAAAUAUAACACGAGUUCCAGUGACGUAGCACACACAAUGUAAUAUCAGCCUCAAACACUGCACGAGUUCGAUUGACGUAGAGCCCACAAUGUGACUGCAGCUCGGGUGCACAGGAGCGCCUGGACGCUUGUCUUUGUACUGUGGGCGAAUCAUAAGGACAGCAGAUGCUGAUUUGGACGUACAUCUCAAAUAACCUGAAGCGUGGGUUUAACGAUAAACGUACACAAUAAAUUAAUUCAAACACAACAAGAAAAAGAAAGAAACAAACAAACAAAAACAACACAUAUCUGCACACACUUUCACGGCCCUGGCUCCACGAAGGGGGUGUGUGAGUACCCAGGUGUGUGUUUGUGUGUCUCCCAGUGUGUAAUAUUGGCGUGUGUGUCCGCGCUAGCGGCAGCGUCUAAUGCAAUCUCUGCGGGAGUUCUCGGCCAACAAGAGCUGCCCGGAGCUGUCCCAGGACUCGAGACUCUGUCCCGACGUACAACACACGAGCUCCCUCUCCCACUCUCUCUCCCACUCUAUCUCUGGCUCCCUCUCCGACUCUCCCUCCCACUCCCACUCCCACACCCGUACCCACAGCCUCGACUCCGCCUCGGAGCAGAUCUACCUCCGUACCAGUUCCCUCCCCCUGCUCAGUCAGGAUGAGUUCGCGGAGAGCAGUCAUGACGUCACCACCGAUAGCCCCGCCCAUAACAUGACCACCACCACGGAGGAUGACGUCAUUGAGAUCUUGUCGUGCCAUGUGGAGCCGGAGGAGGAUACGGCCUCCGGCCCCGCUCUCAUGGCUGUCAAAAUCCCUCCAGUCCCCAGCAUAGUGGAGACGCCUUCAGACGCCCACAGACGCCGUGUAGCCCGAGCGAUAGGAGUGGUCACUUUUCUCCUGCUUCUGUUCAGCAUCAUCCUCAUCGGGAUCUCUCUCAACAUGAGCAAGGACAUCGACGAAAUGGCAGUGGCCACGCACAUCCCCACAGUCAAUAACGGGGAAGCUGGGGUGUUGGACGACAGUGGCAACCGUCGCCUCAGCUACAACUACCACAACCACAAGUCUGACAACGACGACGUCAACAAUAACGUCGUGCAAUCUUUGGGCAGCGUCAACAACAGCAGCAGAACUUUUCCGACCAAUGAGCAAGAGCUAUUUUCAGAACCGACCAAUGGCAGCUCCUUUCCGAUAACGUGAUUCUAAAUCAGGGUUAGAAACUAUGGGCAUGAUAGAAAUGUAGAAAGAGGAGAAAUGAACUCCAACAUGAAUAAAUAAGUUGGAGCCUGGUAGAUUUAGCCUUAACACGGCGCUUGCAUGACCAAAUUGUGUGUCGACAAAGACUCUAACGGACUAACGAUGUAGUCCUAACAGUGUGGGGAAUGUGUGUGUGUGUGUAUGUGUGUGUGUGUGUGUGUGUGUGUGUGUGUGUGUGUGUGUGUGUGUGUGUGUGUGUGUGUGUGUGUGUACGCGCGCGCUGCGUUCAUAAGGAAUAUGGGCGGUCAUGUGGAUGGCUAUGCAGAAUGUGUGGGUUGGUGUUUUAGAUGCCAAGUAAAAUUAUAGUCAAAAGAUGUGAACUUGAGGACAUAACAUUGUCACACCAUUCAAAUGGUAGCACAAACAUGUCACGUAACAAAUCUGAUAGACAGGAAGCUGAGAGGACUUACUCAUGAGUGACCAAGGGAAACAUUUCGAGCAUAGGGAGUGUCCAGGCCUGCUCGGACUUUGUACAUACAUCGGUCGAUGCCGCAAGGACUUCAGUCUGACGUGAAUGACCGUUGGUGAACGAAACAAAAACUUUAGUUCGACUGGAAUGACGGUCUGUGAACGCUGAAAAGACUUAAGUCAGGCUUGAAUAACAGUCGCUGCAAGCCAGACAGAGUUAAAUCACUGGUCUCUGGAAUCGAGACAGACCAGUUACAAAACUGGACACAGUCCAGCCUUGGUGAUAGCCUCUGAUGGAUCCCACCAAUUGACCGUCGCACACUUCAGCCUUUUUGAAAAUAAUGGAUGUUACUCACAUGUUAACAGUCUGACACUGAAGCCUUUGUGACAGUCUUGAAUGGAAUUCAACUAUUGAUCGUCACACACGUUAGUCUUUGUGAUAGUCAUAACAAAGUCAUCCCUGGACACUCACUGUCCACUCUACAUGAUACGCAAAUGACAUUAUCUGGACAUUCACUGUAUGUGGGUGCGUGGAGAGAGAGAGAGAGAGAGAG